AUGUUUAAAACAACAGUAAACAAAUUUUUAAAUAUUUAUUAUCUCGUGAACCCAUUUACUAGCAUUGAUUCAGCUAUUGAGACGUUGGAUCUUUCUGAUUUAGUAAAAUUCACUGGUGAAUAUUAUUUCUCUGAAAUUCAAAAAAUAAAUCAAAACUACCUUUAUGAUAUUGUAGAACCAGUUGUACGUGUUAACUAUGCUCAAAAUUUAAAUGAAAUUCAUGCAAUGGGAGUUUAUAUUGGAUCAGCAUCUAUAGGAGCCAAAAAAAUUAAAGGAGGGAAUUAUCAAUUAUUUGAAAAAUUUGCUGAAUAUUCAGAAGCAAAUAUUAAAUUAAAUUCAAAAGUUAUAAAAAUAACAAAAAGAUUGUCAGAUACAUCAUUGAGAUAUUUGGUUCAAACUGAAGAUGGAAAUGUUGAUGAGUAUGAUGGAAUUAUCUUGGCUACUCCAAUAGAAGUUUCAGGAAUAAUUUUUGAAAAUAUUUCUAAAAUGCAAGAAAUCAAAGAGAUUCCAUAUGUAACACUUCAUGUAACAUUGGUGGCAGGAAAUUUGAAUCCAAAUUAUUUUGGUAAAACAUCAUUUGAUGACUUACCACUACAAAUAGUGACAACAAAUAGUCCAAAAGUGGAAUUCUUAUCCUUAACAACUGAAAGAAUAUUGAGUAAUGGUGAAACAGUUAAUAAAAUUUUCACUCUAGAUUAUUUGUCAGACGAAAUUUUAUCCAGAAUUUAUUUAAACACCUCUUGGAAUUAUAGAAAAAUUUGGAAAUCAUAUCCUAAAUUGUUACCAAAUCAGACUUUUCCACCUUUAGAAAUUGAUGAUAAUUUCUUUUACAUCAAUAGUUUUGAACCUUUUAUUUCUACUAUGGAAACUGAAACAGUUUCAAGUAAAAAUAUUGUCAAUAUAAUAGCAAUAAUAGAUUGUCUUCAAGAUAUUUUUGAAUAUUUAAGAAGUGAUAACAAUGCAUUGCAUUCUUGUGUAUUGGUAAACAAAAUAUGGUGUGAGGCCGCUACUCCAAUACUAUGGAGCGAUCCCUUUAAAACCCUAUGUAGUGUAGUAUUUUACAACAAUGGGGAAAAACCAGCAGUAGAAUCUAUUGGAGAAAGCUAUAACAACAAUGGUUACAAACCAAAGUACAAAGAGUUUUCUGUCUCACGACAAAGAACUGAAAGUCUACUCAAAGCUUUUCUGUACUGGGCAACCGAACAACAAAAAAACUCUUUAAAAAACACAGUAUCAAAAUUUAAAAAAAAAUCAAGGCCAAAUUUUCCAAGGACUAGAAAUGACACUGAUUUUCUUUCUUUGAUAAAUUCAACAUCAACAUCAACGUUUGACUAUCCCUUUUUCAUGCGAACAUUAGAUCUAAAACGUCUCAGCUCGACUAUAUCUAUUUGGUUAAAUGACGUAUAUGAUUCUAGCGAACCUUACUUUUAUCUUAUGAGCAUACCAAAAUCCAAACAAUGUUUGUCAAGAAUAAAUGAAAUAGAAUGUUCAUCUGAUUUUCCAAAAGAAAUAUUUACCUCUUUGUCAAAGGUUUGUCAGAAUAUUGAAAUAUUUAAAAUGACAACGAAUUUCAGAGAAAAUGUUGGAUUAAACGAAUUGAUCAAAGUUCAAAAAUGCAUCAAGCAUGUAGAGUUAUAUGGUAAAAGUGAUUAUAGUGAUCUACUUGGAAUUUUUCCACAUUCUGAAGCUUCUUUCGUAUUAUAUUCUAAUGACUUUAACUCUGUCAAAUUACACUAUCAUACAAAUAUGGUUAACAUUUUACCACGUUGUGAAAAUUUAAAAGUGUUAAAGCUGGAAAUUCAUAAUAAUUUACCCAUUUCAUUGAUCAAUCCAUUGACAAACUCUUCAUUUGUGAAUUUAAUAAGGCUAGAAAUCUAUGCAAACGCUUUAAGUUUAGGGCAGCUAUCUCAAAUUAUUGGAAACACAGAUGGAAAACUAACUUAUGUUUCAAUAGAUUGUUGGAAUUUAUCUGAUUUGGACAAAGAUGGGUUUUUGUUUGAAUCAGUUGCAAACUAUUGUCCAGAUUUACUUUAUUUUCAUUGUCCAAUAAAUAGGAUAACUCCCUAUUUAUUGGAAGGAGUCAAUAAAUUCUGUGAAAAUUGUCAAAAACUUCAACAUUUUAAAUUAGAUUCUCCUGAUGAACUUGAUUUGUCUGAAAUUUUAAACAUUUUGGGCAAAUCUGCUGGUCCUAAUGUCACCGAAUUUGGUUUUGAGGGUUCAUGGAUAGCGCCAUCUAGCAAAGUUAACUCAUUUAUUAAAUCUCGCAAAAAAUUAGAUAGACCAUUUAAAUUAAAGGUCAAUGAAGCAUUUAAUUUUAAUCAUUUACCUUAA
This is a messenger RNA of Entrophospora sp. SA101, 2331 nucleotides long. NCBI's taxonomy places the organism in Eukaryota, Fungi, Glomeromycota, Glomeromycetes, Entrophosporales, Entrophosporaceae. The record is from the annotation of a GenBank genome assembly.